AUGCGCAAACAAGUGCAGCCGCGUGCGCUGUUAACCAAAUCGGCGGCAGCAUCGCAGGAGACGGCAGCGUCCGCCUCGGAGGAGGAGAGACUGCGACGCGCCCUGGAGGCUUCUACGGCUCUCACCGAGACGCUGCGGGCGACAAUCACGCAGUUGAACGAGGAAAUGGUUGCUCUCCGGCUGAUGCUAGCCAAGACGGAGGCAACAGCCCGCAGCGAGGCUAAGGCUGUCCGCGAGGAGGCAGCCAAGCGAGAGGAGUUCCUGCGGGAGGAACUGCGCCAGAUGCGCGAGAUCGUCGCUAAGGCGAUCGCGCAGGGCGGUAGUGCUGGGGAAGGCGGCUCCUGGGCCGAGGUGGUGCGCCGUAAGCCGGCACGCCAGCAGGCGGCCCAGCAGCAGCAGCGACGUCCGCAGCAGUCGCAGCAGCGGGCGAACGAGCGAGGACAACAGUGGCAACAGAAGGGCCGACUGUUGCAGCAGAGUCGACAGCGGCAACAGCAGCAACAUCAAGUACGCCCGGACACCAUCGAGGUGACACCAGCAGAAGGAGCGACCUGGACGCAGGCGUACCUGAAGCUGCGUACGGCCCCGGAGCUGGAGGAGGUCCGCACAGCCAUCGGGAUGGGUCGGCGAACAACACAAGGCCAUCUUCGCGUCCCGAUCAGCCGAAGCGCCGACAGCGAGACGCUCACCGCGAAAAUUCAGGAUGUUCUCGGUGACAUGGGGGCUGUACGAGUGCUGACCGAGAUGGGUGAAUUGCUGAUCACCCACGUCGACCCGCUGGCCACCGUCGAAGACGUCAAGGAUGCGAUCCAGGCCAAACUGGGAGCAACCACCGGCAUCACCUUUGCUGAAGUGUGGGAGCUGAGCGACGGCACGAAACGUGCUCGUGUCCGUCUUCCACUGGCAAAAGCACAGCUGCUAUACGAGGCAAAGCUGUCGAUCUGCCAGCUCAUCAGUUUGGCGCACGAGGUUCAACGUCGUCCGCAUCGGUCACCAGAGCUGUGGACAACCGCUUGCACCGUGUCUGGAGUAAAGCAGCAGUUACGCGUGCUACAGGCGAACCUGGGUGGUGGACGCACUGCACAGGAUUUCGUUCUGCAAACCGCUCGGACGGAGCGGAUCGACGUGUUGAUCCUCUCGGAGGUGUACCAUCCUCCUGAGAACAGCGGAACGUGGACAGCGGACUCAUCGGGGGCAGUUGCCGUGGUGGCCACCGGAGCCCACCCCAUUCAGCGUGUGUGGAGCAGCCCAACGCCUGGAGUGGUGGCUGCCCAGAUCGGUGGGGUGGUCUUUAUCAGCUGCUAUGCUCCCCCCCGCCUUACCAUAGCCGAGUUCGAGCACUUUCUCGAGGCCUUGGAGUUGGAGGCACUUUCUCACCCUCACGUCGUCGUAGCAGGCGAUUUCAACGCCUGGCAUGAGGAGUGGGGAAGCCAGCGUAACAACAUGCGAGGUGAGGGGCUGCUGAACACCAUCCAGCAGCUUGGGCUGAGGAUCCUCAACCGAGGAACAACCCCAACGUUUGUCGGGAACGGAGUUGCCACACCCAGUGUCGUCGAUGUGUCGUUCGCGAGCGAGUCCAUCGCUCGACCCGAGACCUGGGCAGUGGCUUCUGACUCGUUGGCGCGGCAUUACACGGCAUCCGACCACCGGUACAUCUUUUACACCGUCGGACCGUCCUCCCCGCCUCAACAUCAACGCCAGCAGCAACAACACCAGAACCAGAGAUGGAAGGCCUCGCAGUUCUCGGUCGAGGCGUUCCGGGUGGCGCUGAGGGCCGCAAACUUCGAAGAGCGGGCAGACAGCCAGGAGGGGAUGGUCGAUGCCAUGUUACGGGCAUGCGACGAAACGAUGGCGCGGGUCACAACGUUGAACCGUGACCCCCAUCGAUCCCUAUUCUGGUGGACACCGGAGCUCACGCGCCUUCGGGAGGAGUGUGCAGCUGCCCGCGACCGGAUGAUUGCCAUGGUCGAUCUGCAGGAACGCAGCCUUGCAGCGGCGCAUCACCGGACUGCGCGGCGGACGAUGGAAAAGGCGAUUCGGGCCAGCAAGCGUGCAGAAUUCGAUGACCUCAUCCGUUUGGCGGAGGAGAAUGAGUUUGGAGCAGGUUACCGGGCUGUCAUGUCUCGGCUUCGUGGCAGCUACGUACCACCUGAGACUGACAAGACGGAGCUGCUGCGCAUCUCCGGGGACCUGUUUCCGACUCAUCCAACGGUCGAGUGGCCAGCGGAGGGGGAAGCUGAGGACGGGCAGUCGCUGACGCCCGUCACCACGGCAGAGCUGCUGGCCAUCGUGGAAUGCAUGGCCAACCGGAAGGCGCCGGGUGUGGACGGGAUCCCCAACGCAGCAGUAAGGACAGCGAUUAGGGAGUACCCGGAGGUUUUUCGCCGACUGUACCAGGACUGUCUGGACCGCGGUGUGUUUCCUGCGCCGUGGAAGAGGCAGCGCCUGGUGCUGCUGCCAAAGCCGGGCAAACCUCCCGGGGAAAGUGGUUCAUACCGGCCGCUGUGCAUGCUGGACGCACUCGGCAAAGUGUUGGAGCGGCUGAUACUCACCAGGCUGAACCUCCAUCUUGAGGAUACCGAAGCUCCGCGGCUUUCGGAGCACCAGUACGGCUUCCGCAAGGGACGAUCCACCAUCAGUGCGAUCCAGCGGGUUGUUGAGAUGGGAAGGACGGCCAUGUCUUUCCGCCGGACAAAUCAGCGAGACAACCGCUGCCUGAUGGUGGUCGCCUUGGAUGUACGCAAUGCGUUCAACACUGCGUCUUGGCAGUCCAUCGCCAACGUGCUGCAGGAGAAAGGCGUGCCAUCCGCACUGAGAAGAAUGCUGAGAAGCUACUUCGAGGACCGGCGGCUGAUCAUCGAGACCAGCGAGGGCCCUGUCGAGCAGCACAUCAGCGCGGGAGUUCCGCAAGGGUCCAUCUUGGGCCCCACCUUGUGGAACGUGCUGUACGACGGGGUCCUGGGAGUGCCACUGCCACAGGGGACCGAGUUAAUCGGCUAUGCCGACGACUUGGUCCUGCUCGUCCCGGCGGUGACUCCCGAAGCCGCGGCCUCAAAGGCGGAGUCAGCGAUUGCAACGAUCAGCAGCUGGAUGUCCCAUCACCGUCUUGCUCUAGCGCCGGAGAAGACGGAGAUGACGGUGAUCUCCAGCCUGAAGCGGCCACCGGCAGUGUCCAUCAACAUCGACGGAGUAGCGGUUCCUGCAUCCCGAUCCAUCCGCUAUCUGGGUGUGUGGCUGCAGGACCAUCUGUCCUGGCUCCCGCACGUGGAGAAGGCAGCGGCGAAGGCGGAGAAGGUUGCCCAGGCGGUAACACGGCUCCUGCCGAAUCACAGCGGCCCGAAAUCGUCGCGAGCCCGCCUACUGGCGGCUGUAGCUGACUCCAUCCUUCGCUACGGAGCCCCAGUAUGGUCGGAAGGCUUGGAAAGACGACAAUGCCGCCGGCUUGUCAGUCGAGUACAGCGGAAGACGGCGAUUCGGGUCUGCAGGGCGUUCCGGACGGUGCGAGGUGAGACGGCGGUGCUGCUGGCCGGGCUAAUCCCGAUCUGCCGCCUUAUCGAUGAAGACAGCCGAGUGUAUCACCAUCUGCACCAGGAGAACCGGACGAGUACCAGCGAGCAGGUCCGGGCCAUCGAGCGUGAGCGGACCUACGAAGUAUGGCAGGCCGAGUGGGACGCGAACGCCGAAAGCGAGGAGGCCAGCCGGUACACGCGUUGGGCACAUCGGGUGGUUCCGGACGUCAAAGCCUGGCAGUCACGGAAGCAUGGAGACGUGACGUUCCAGUUGGCACAGGUGUUGUCCGGUCACGGAUUUUUCCGCGACUACCUGUGCAACAUGGGCUUCACGUCGUCCCCGGACUGUCAGCGCUGCCCCGGUGUGGCCGAGACGGCUGAACACGCAGUGUUCCGCUGUCCGCGGUUUGCUGCGGUUCGCGAGGAGCUGUUAGGCGGAACGGAUCCGGUGUCUCCCGACACCAUCCUCAGCUGUCUCCUGGAGAGCCCCGACCGUUGGAGCCAGGUGUGCGAGGCCGCACAACGCAUAACGAACGAGCUCCAGGAUGACUGGAACGCUGAGCGGGAGAUGCUGGCCGCGCAGGAUGGAGAACCAUCGCAACGGGACAAUUCGGUUGCUAUCGCUCGCAAUCAGCGGCGGAAUGCGGCUCGACGAGCUGCCACAGCCGCACGGCGCGAAGCGGCACGGGGUGGGCGUCCGCCAUCGCCACCUCCAUCCCCCACGACCGAGGCCCGCCGAGCAGCGGUCCGCGAGCGUGUGGCUCGAUGGCGAGCCAGACGACGCGAGAGCCACACCAACAUCAUCGGCAACCUGUUCGGGGAACAGGACUGGGUCGAAACUAGCAGCGGAAAUGAGGAGCAGGACAACUCCUACUCCGGCCUCACGGCGGCCGAAGCUGCGGCAGCCGGGUCCAUCCUGGGCCCGACCCUGUGGAACGUGAUGUAUGACGGUGUGCUCAGCGUUCCGCUGCCGCCUGGUGCCGAGAUCAUUGGGUACGCGGACGAUCUUGUCCUUCUUGCACCGGGUACAACUCCAACAUCGGCAGCAGCUACAGCGGAGGAGGCUGUGUCAGCAGUAGACCGGUGGUUGCGCGAGCACCACUUGGAGCUGGCACACGCCAAGACGGAGAUGACCAUAAUCUCCAGUCUUAAGAAACCUCCGGUUGGAGUUACCAUCACCGUUGGCGGCGUGGUCGUCCAGUACUCUCGUACCCUCAAAUACUUGGGGGUGAGGCUCCAGGACCACCUCUCCUGGGUACCUCACGUGACGGCGAUCACCGAGAAGGCAACGCAGGUCGCACAGGCAGUCAACCGCCUAAUGCCAAACCACCGGGGGCCGAAGACGUCAAAGUCUCGCUUGCUGGCGGCAGUCGCAGACUCCGUCAUGCGCUACGCCGCCCCGGUCUGGCACGGUGCUCUGGCGAAUCGUGAGUGUCGCAGGUUGCUUCAACGGGUCCAGCGAUCUUCGGCGAUUCGCGUUGCUCGGGCGUUUGCGACGGUCCGGUAUGACACUGCCGUGCUGAUGGCUGGGCUCGUGCCAAUCUGCAGAGCGGUGGAGGAGGAUACCAGAGUCCACAGUCGCCGAGGAACGCGCACCAGCGGCGAGCUUCGGAUAGAGGAGCGGCAGCGGACCAUCGCCGAGUGGCAGUCGGCGUGGGAUGCUGAUGCCGCCGCAGAGGGAGCGAGCAGAUACGUCAGGUGGGCCCAUCGCACGAUCCCGGACAUUGGAUCGUGGCAGUCGCGGAACCACGGAGAGGUGACCUUUCACCUGCCGCAGGUAUUAUCCGGUCACGGAUUUUUCCGAGAAUACCUGAGCGACAUGGGUUUCACCUCAUCCCCGGACUGCACGUGUCACAUGCUUCAGUGUCCGGAGAACUGGAGUAACGUGUGCGAGGCCGCCAAGCGAAUCACGCAUGCGCUGCAACGUGACUGGGACGAGUUCCGGACUUUGUUGGCGGCCCAGGGAAUGCUGCCAGACAACGCUCAUCGUCCGAAUCCUGAGGCUGUUCGACGGGCUCGGUACGAUCGGCGCAACGUCGCUCGAAACCGGCAACGGGCGCAGGAACGAGAGGAGCGGCGGGAUGGGCGUCCGCCAUCGCCACCCCCAUCCCCGAAGACGGAGGCUCGGCGAGCAGCAGUUCGCGAACGGGUCGCUCGAUGGCGAGCCCGACGGCGCGAGAGCCUCGCCGAUAUCCCCCGUGGACGGAGCUGGGAGCAUGAGCCGUACGACACCAGUUCCGACGAUUAUACGGCGACGACGAGGAACAGGAACGCUCGCACCUCGGCCUUACGGCGGCUGAAGCUGCGGCUGCCGCGGAGGCAGUCACCUCGUCGCGUUAGAGGAAAACGAAGCCAGCAGCGGGGAUGGGCAAUGACAAUGACAACGAAGGCCGUUAAGGCAAAAAGAGGCGCGAACGCCCAUUAG
Messenger RNA from Anopheles marshallii, 5934 nucleotides. RefSeq lists its product as uncharacterized. Gene Ontology annotation, molecular function: catalytic activity. The record is from RefSeq and is a predicted model, not a curated record. Bases 1 to 5934 code for a protein of 1977 amino acids. Lineage: Eukaryota; Metazoa; Arthropoda; Insecta; Diptera; Culicidae. The transcript is spliced from 7 exons.